AGCAGCGUCCUUUAUUAUGUAUUUUCACAUCAAGCUAACCUUAAUUAAAUUAUAAGGAUCAUCCAAUAAUUUUCCCUAUCCCUGUUAUCCUAUUUGUAUGAUCAAGGAGUACUCGCGCAUUGAAAAGAGGUAUUGCAAGGGAGGAGAAAAUGGAGCUGUCCUGAUGCUUACCCAAACAAAUUUCAAUAUGCCAAUUAAUCAGUUUCUUUGUUUCGAUUGUAACGAGCAUGAUUGGAAGUAACUUAACAUAUUAUGAUGAGAUUUGGAUUUAUAUAAAUUGCCUAUUGUAAAAUGCGAACACAUUCUUGGAUGCUCACACUCUGUCUUCAUCUUCGUCUUGUUUUGAUUUGUAUGUCUGAGAAUUGAGGACUCGGAAUCUGUUAAUGAUGGAAAUAGAAUUUUAUGUUGAUGUAUGUGAAGGGUGCCGGAUAGUUGUUUUAUUUAUUUAUUUAUUUUUAAUUUUCAGUAGUUUAAAGACGUAACAAUCAAUGCAAUCAAUAUAUAUAAAUAUAUGUGCGCGCAAGACAGGCAGCUUGAUGGAUCAGCAGAUUAUUGCUAUGCCGUGUUAAGUUUUCAAGAUAUGGAACUCGGCUAAAUAGGCAGGACAAGAAAGAAGAAACAAAGCUGACCUAUUCGCAGUCCUCCCAUUAGAGUGUCAAGAAUAUACUGCUGUGAUAUUAAGCUAACCACAACACCAUAUAAAAAUGAAUCCGUAAUGCUCAUAUUUCAGUACCUCGUCAUCUAUGGAAGAAUCAACAAAGAGGUAUGCAGUUGUUACAGGAGCAAACAAGGGGCUUGGUUGGGGAAUAGUAAAACUGUUGGCGUCUAAGGGGGUGAUGGUGGUACUAACAGCUAGAGAUGAAACGAGAGGUCUUGAAGCUGUUGAGAAACUGAACGAAUGUGGUCUCUCCGAUCAUGUGGUCUUUCAUCUGCUUGAUGUAAUGGAUCCUGCAAGUAUUGCAUCUCUUGCAGAUUUCAUCAGAAUUCAAUAUGGAAAUCUUGAUAUUUUGGUACGACCGAGAGCCAAUUUACACAAAACCUGUGGUGCUAAAGUCAGUUUAGCGUUAAUCUUCUCAGUUUAAUGAAUUGCCAGAUGGAAAAGUAAAAGUUCGGUUAAGUUUAGAAAUUGUCUUCAUCUUGAUUUUCCUGCUUCCGUAUUUCUUCAACCUCACAUUCAAACGAGGAAGUGGUUUAGACAGCAAGGUGUCGCAGUAGAGGGUUCAGUAAAAAAUUUCAAAAUUGCUAUGCUGACAACUUCCAUUGUUAUUUUUCUUUGUAAAUAGAUGCUGAAUGGAAUAUUAAUAACUGAUGAUCCUUGAAACAUCAAUAAAUGACUAUACGGUUACUAA
Messenger RNA from Populus trichocarpa (black cottonwood), 1349 nucleotides. Its product is annotated as (+)-neomenthol dehydrogenase-like. The record is from RefSeq and is a predicted model, not a curated record. The transcript has 2 exons. Gene Ontology annotation, cellular component: membrane. The coding region runs from base 744 to 1082 and encodes 112 amino acids. NCBI's taxonomy places the organism in Eukaryota, Viridiplantae, Streptophyta, Magnoliopsida, Malpighiales, Salicaceae.